Messenger RNA from Prunus armeniaca (apricot), 1602 nucleotides. Lineage: Eukaryota; Viridiplantae; Streptophyta; Magnoliopsida; Rosales; Rosaceae. The record is from the annotation of a GenBank genome assembly.
AUGUUCUUCAGGCACUACACUAAGAGAUCUGUAGCUCAGUGGCAGGUGGUACUCAGAAGGACUUAUCCUUGGUUUCAGCCCGGAUACCGGCUGUUUAAGAAGGAACUAGAGGAAGAAGUGGCCAGAAUUGAUUUCAGGAAGAAAUUUCUGAGUGUAACCCUGCCCAGAGACCUGCCCCAUGGCGGUGGAAAGCCUCCAAAUUAUAAUUUAAGGGCAGAAGUCUAUCAUCCCAACUUCUGUGCCAGGCAACUUGAUGACUUGGGAGUGCACAAGGAUGCUAGGUGCGUAGUAAACAAGAUCAACAAUAGUGCAGAUGCCCUUUAUACAUCCUGGGAGCCUAAUUCCUACAGUUCUGCCGAGUUUGAUGCUUGGUGGAAAGCCAGGUUUCAGGGUCUGCCUGCCUCCAGGAUUGUACUCAAGACCAUAAAAGGCAUUAAUGCUCAAGUUAUAGAAGGUGGACAGUCUAUCCAGAUUGGAGAAGUGAUUGAUCUGGAGCUUCCCUCUGGAGAGGAAGAAGAUGAAAUUCUGGCAGAACAACCAACUGUUGAGGCCACUCCUUCUGCCAGAAGGAAAAAGAAAGAAAUUGCUUUUGCUCAGGACAGUGCUGCUCAUCUUGAAGCCUUUGCUGAAAGUCCUCCUCCUCCUCCUCCUUCUACUAAGUCAAAAAGACUUAGAAAGAGGAUUGUGGUGGAAUAUGUGGCCAUGGAGGAACCUAGAGCAGCUCCCACCAACACUUCUGGGACAGAUGAAGAGCUGAGAGAGGCCUUUGAGGCAGUAGGGAAGGAGAAAGAGCUGGAAGAAGAAGGACCUCAAGAAAAGGAAAAAGAAGUGGAAGAGGAGGAGGAAAUCCCUGCUGAAGUGAUUGCAGAGAGAAUCGCCUUGGUGCAGAAACAGCAGGAGGGCCCAAGGGCAGAGCUGACUAGUUCAGAGUCGGCUCUUUUUGAGGAUGCAGAGGCAGAGCACUCCACUGCUGCGGAGCAGUCUGUAUCAGAGCCUGUGGAGCAGGCAGAACUUCCUGUUGCAGCCUCAGAACCUAAAGUGGAGCUAACUGCUGUUGUUCCUGGACUUGUGUUAGAAGUGCCCAGAACUACUGUGGUUUUGGCUGUGAUGACCAGUCCUUUCAAACCUCCCAUUGUGGCUAUGCCCAUCCAUUAUUUCCCGGGUUCAUCUACUACGGCUUCUUUUGCUGAUUCGAAAUUGGCAGAGUUUGAAGCCAUGGAUCUAGAUGCCCAGCUGGACAAACUGGAGAAGCUCAGCUCUACUCCUGGCAAGGCAAAAUUCAAGGCAGUGAAAGAGGCCAUGGAGAGGUUGAAGAUUUGGCAAUCCACUGAGUUGGAGCUGGAUGAGGAUAGGGAAGUUGUUGAUCAAUUGAUGAAGGAUCUGGACCUUUUGCACAGACAGAACAUGGCUCCCAAACCUCUACUUGAGAUAAGCCUUGGUUUGGCCAGAGAUGUGCUCAACCUUCACGAUCGUUAUGAGGAUCUCAAGCCUACCUUCAAAACCUCUGAGUUCUGCAAAGCCACUCAUGAAGCCAACUUGGCUGAUUAUGCGAAACAGAAGGCAGAACUGGACCACUACAGACAGGCUGGAGAAGCAGAUUGA